GUGACAAACAGUGUUUACAUAAAUUAUGAUUUUAUUAAAGCAAACGGUGAAAUAUUCAGGCAUAGGAAGCAAGGACUACCGGAGGGUGGGGUACAGUGAUUAAGAAUGGUGCACCUUGAGAUGACAGGUGUUCAACUUGGCUCCCAUUCCCUCACUAUUAAUGAUCUGCCAAAUGAAUUACUUAUCUACAUUUUUUCCAUGAUUGACUUUGAAUCGGUACUGGCAGUGGCGCAGGUAUGUGUGAGAUGGCAACAACUUUGCCUGACCCCUUGCAUUUGGGACAACACAAGACUCAUUGUAUGCAUGAAGAACUAUGUUAGAGUGAGUGACAGUGUUGUACCCUUUGUGGCAAAAUAUUUAAAAAAGGUAAAACUACAGUAUUUCAAGUUGUAUUCCCAAGUCAGAACUUCCCUAAUAAACUACUGUCCUAAUCUGACUCAUCUAGAAAUAAGUAUAUCGCUAGUUGAUAGUUGUAUCUUUGACGACUUGGGUCAUUGGCCUAACUUGAAACUCCUGAGUUUUCGCAACUCCUUAAUAGCCCAAACUGCUGAAAAUGCUAAUGGAAAUUUUGUGUAUCACUUACCUUUUGAAAAGUUAAAAAAACUGGAAACACUUAUUUUGUCCAACUUUGCAUUGACCCACAGCAGUUUGUAUAGCAUGUUACAGUGUGUAAAUUUAGUGAGCAUCAAUAUGGAGAAAAUGAAGAAUAUACCUGCAGACUUUCUUGAGUCCCUCCUCCGAACGAAACAGACAACAUUAAGAGCCUUGCAUAUAUACGGAGAUAUACUCAAUGAUGACAUUAUUUCUUUAAUAUCCAAAUGUAAGGCUCUGCAAGUUUUACACAUAAUGACUUGCAAAACUCUGUUUGAUUCUAGUCUGUUGCAUUUAUACAGACUAAAAAGUUUGAGAUCAUUGAAAUUACGCCAUGGUUAUUUCUCAACUAACGCUUUAUUGGCUUACUUUUCAAAGAAUUUAUUCCAACAUCUAACAUACCUCAGUCUCUCUAGAUGUCUCCAUGUCACUAUGCAAGUUGCUAAAGUGAUCAAGACAAGUGCCCCUAACCUAAAGGAGCUGUCCUUCUACUUGUGCCCUUUUAUAGUCGCUAGAGAUUUCAAAAGAGCAGAACUAGAAAGAAUGUUUAACAAAAUAGAGUUACUACUUGAUUAAGACGGUUGUCUAUUUAUACAUUAAAGCAGCUUAGGUGUCCGUCCACAUUGAAACGAUAAACAAUAAAAUUGUUACUUUUACCAAACUUUGUAAAUGUUUUAAUUUUAUAAAUUGUAGAUGCAACUUUUGAUACAUUGUUGUAAAACGAAGCAAAAGCAUGCAUAAAUGCAAGCAAUGCAUAUGUAUAAAUUUUAUAUUGAUGAAAGAAAAUGAAUGACUUUAUGAAAUUAUUUCUGCAAUGUGCAAUAUUUAUGUGUGUAUUUUAUAUGAAAGGUAAACUAAGAAAUUUGUUUAUGCUAAGUGCUUGCUUGUGGUAAAAAAAUGUAUGUUGUAGCGUAUAGAAAUGUUAAACCAUGUUCCCAUUAAAAAUUCUAGCCAUUUUCAGCCUGAAAACUGAAAUAUAAUAUUUUAUGCUUGACAUGUUAUCUUUCAGUUUUGAUUAUUUGGAAAUAAUCUAUUAAAUAUAGAUGUUUAAGAGUCGCUCCUUUUGGAAUAGCAUUUUUACAUGAAUGGUUUAACCAUUGUUUCAAAAAAAAUCAAUAGAUUUGACAGUUCAGUAUUUUAAUUAUUUUUAGUAUUCAAUUCAACUGUUACUAAAACUAUUGUAUUACCUAUUGUGAUUUUUAUUAUGUCACAGAAAUUUGUAAAAGCUAACAUGUAUACUAUAAUUCUAGUAUUAAUAUGUAAUUUUAAUUAAAUUAAUAUUUCCUGUUACAUUAUGCUUCACGAAAGUUCAAAAACUGCACAGGAUCGCCCGUACAUCUGACAAUUGCUUGUUUUAUGAAUUUUUGUGGUCAGCUAUUCUUUUAUUCAAGGCAAGGUGUACACCAUCACUUAUUAUUAAUGUGUUACUAUAUAAAACAUCACACACAGUGUAGGUUCCACCAAUCCGAUGAUGUGAGGUGACCAUCUUUCUGUAUAUGUAUAAUUUGUGAAUUUGGGUGUGUUCUGUGUGGUAACCUUUUUGUAAGCUGUAGUGUAGGCGACAGCUUUGGUUGUUUGGUUCUGAACUACAUGUGUUUUGAAUACCAUAAGUGGUAGAUGGCACAGCUGCCACUUAUAAUAUCGCUAAACAUUUAUCUUAAACUACCCGCUGCCCACUUUCUUCAUCCGAUUCUACUACGCUUUUUUACACAUUCUGUGGAAAAAGUUCGUUUAGACGAUCGAAAGACGGACGGACUCGUCUUUUUAAAUAACUCAGUGCUAAAAAUCAAGUGGAUUGAAGAACAAACUUUCACAUUUUUAAUAUUUGUUAGGAUUUUCACAGAAGUGAUGUCACCUGAGUGUCAAGUUACCUGAGUGUCCUUUAGCUAUUUGUAUAGGCCCAAGAUCGAAAGAGCGCCAUCUAGUUAAAAUACUGGGACACAGUAGACGGCGCUACACUAGAUGGCGUUUUUCGAUGCCAUAUAAAUCGUAGUUAAAUUUCACAAGAUGUAAUAAGCAAACGUAGGUAGAAUAUCUCACACUUGCAGGAUAAGACUUCACAGUGUACCAUGAAGAAAUAAAUACAGUUAAAAAAAAAGUAGCCGGACAAACUUUAGGCUUAAGUUAUUAUAGUUCACGUUCCAUACUUUAACUGUUGAACCCUAUUGCUGAAAAACCGCGUGGAUGCUUAUUUAAAUUACACAUAGUACUACUUAGGCUUUACACGAUUACAUUUAAUUAUUGUCACUAAACUAAACCAUUUAGGAAACACCUUUGUACAGUUUUUCCUAAAGGGGAUCACAGGAUAUUUGUAGUGUUCUGUCAAAAUAAGAUGUCAUUAAUUUUUUAUCCUACUAUUACCAACUGACUAGUAUAAUUAUUUAUUGUAUCUACCUACUA
Pararge aegeria (speckled wood butterfly) is the source of this 2991-nucleotide messenger RNA. RefSeq names its product F-box/LRR-repeat protein fbxl-1-like. The transcript is spliced from 2 exons. Gene Ontology annotation, cellular component: SCF ubiquitin ligase complex. Gene Ontology annotation, molecular function: protein binding. The record is from RefSeq and is a predicted model, not a curated record. NCBI's taxonomy places the organism in Eukaryota, Metazoa, Arthropoda, Insecta, Lepidoptera, Nymphalidae. Gene Ontology annotation, biological process: SCF-dependent proteasomal ubiquitin-dependent protein catabolic process. The coding region runs from base 106 to 1167 and encodes 353 amino acids.